Molecule: messenger RNA, 977 nt
Organism: Emys orbicularis (European pond turtle)
Lineage: Eukaryota; Metazoa; Chordata; Testudines; Emydidae
Gene: GRPEL1
Product: GrpE like 1, mitochondrial
Exons: 4
Coding region: 54-722 (222 amino acids)
Biological process (GO): protein import into mitochondrial matrix; protein folding
Cellular component (GO): PAM complex, Tim23 associated import motor
Molecular function (GO): protein homodimerization activity; adenyl-nucleotide exchange factor activity; protein-folding chaperone binding
Source: RefSeq, a predicted model, not a curated record
GACCCCGGGCGUUCGGCGGAGAGCGAGCAGCACGCACUCAGCUCGGAGAAGUCAUGGCGGCGGCUCGGUGCGUGCGGCUGCUGUUGAGACCGCGGCGCUACCCGCUGCUGAGCUGCCCGCUGCGGACUUCUCCACGGUUGCUUUGCAUAGCAACACAACAGAAAAGCACUGGACAGAACUUGGAAGAUGACCAGAGUCAGAGCCAGAAUAAACCGAAGGCUGAACCAAGGUCUGCUGAGAAGAUAUUCAUUGAAGAAAAAGCCAAAUUGGAAGAGCAACUAAAAGAAAUGACUGACAAGUACAAGCGAGCCCUGGCAGAUACAGAAAACUUGAGGCAAAGAAGCCAGAAAUUGGUAGAAGAGGCAAAGUUGUAUGGGAUUCAGAGCUUCUGCAAGGACUUAUUAGAAGUUGCUGACAUUUUGGAAAAAGCAACUGAGAGUGUUCCAAAAGAGGAACUCAAGGAUGAAAACCCUCAUCUGAAGAACCUGUAUGAUGGUCUUGUCAUGACAGAAGUACAGAUUCAAAAAGUGUUCAAAAAGCACGGCCUGCUCAAACUGAAUCCUGUUGGAGCCAGGUUUGAUCCCUAUGAACAUGAAGCUUUGUUCCAUUCUCCCGUGGAAGGGAAGGAGCCUGGUUCUAUUGCAUUAGUAUCCAAGGUUGGCUAUAAGCUGCAUGGGCGUACCUUGAGGCCUGCCUUGGUGGGAGUUGUGAAAGAAUCUUAGUGGCCCAAUUUAUAAGAAUUAAAAAUGCCAUACAACUAUUAGAUGGCUGACUAGUUUUCCUCUUCCAAUGUGCUUUUUUUUCCAUUCCCACACUCUGUGGAAGGCUUAAAUUAACCAGUGAAACUGAAGCAAAUGCUGAAAUUGUAUUUCUUAAUGGACCAUAAAUAAUCUGAUGGACCUCCAGAGUGCAUUUUUUGUAUUGUAUUUUGCACUUAAGCAGAGCUGACAAGAGCCAUUAAACCAUCUGUAUUUUGG